AUGAUUCAGAAUCGGCCUUCAGCUUCGGCCAUCCAGCCUUCGGCCAUUCAGCCUUCGGCCAUCGGCACCUUCCAUCAUUCGGCGCGUGCGAUGUCUUCACAUCCCCCCAAUGAUUCGGAAUCGUCCUUCAGCCUUCGGCCAUCCAGCCUUCGACCAUUCAGCCUUCGGCCAUUCAGCCUUCGGCCAUCGGCACCUUCCAUCAUUCGGCGCGUGCGAUGUCUUCACAUCCUCCCCAAUGAUUCGGAAUCGGCCAUCAGUCUUCGGUCAUCCAGCCUUCGGCCAUCGGCACCUUCUAUCAUUCGGCACGUGCGAUGUCUUCACAUCCCCCCAAUGAUUCAGAAUCGGCCAUCAGCCUUCGGCAUUCAGCCUUCGACCAUUCAACCUUCGGCCAUUCAGCCUUCGACCAUCGGCACCUUCCAUCAUUCGGCGCGUGCGAUGUUUUCACGUCCUCCCAAUGAUUCGAAAUCGGCCAUCAGCCUUCGGCCAUCCAGCCUUCGGCGAUUCAGCCUUCGUCCAUCAGCCUUCGGCCAUUCAGCCUUCGUCCAUCAGCCUUCGGCCAUUCAGCCUUCGGCCAUCGGCACCUUCUAUCAUUCGGCACGUGCGAUGUCUUCAUAUCCCCCCAAUGAUUCAGAAUCGGCCUUCCAGCCUUCGGCCAUCAGCCUUCGGCCAUUCAGCCUUCGGCCAUCGGGACCUUCUAUUAUUCGGCACGUGCGAUGUCUUCACAUCCCCCCAAUGAUUCGGAAUCGGCCAUCAGCCUUCAGGCAUUCAGCGUUCGGCCAUUCAACCUUCGGCCAUCGGCACCUUCUAUCAUUCGGCACGUGCGAUGUCUUCACAUCCCCCCCAAUGAUUCAGAAUCGGCCUUCAGCCUUCGGCCAUUCAGCCUUCGGCCAUCCAGCCUUCGGCCAUUCAGCAUUCGGCCAUUCAGCCUUCGACUAUCAGCCUUCGGCCAUUCAGCCUUUGGCCAUCGGCACCUUCUAUCAUUCGGCACGUGCGAUGUCUUCACAUCCCCCCAAUGAUUCAGAAUCGGCCUUCAGCCUUCGGCCAUUCAGCCUUCGGUCAUCCAGCCUUCGGCCAUCAGCCUUCGGCCAUUCAGCCUUCGGCCAUUCAACAUUCGGCCAUCAGUCUUCGGCCAUCAGUCUUCGGCCAUCAGCCUUCGGCCAUUCAGCCUUCGACCAUUCAGCAUUCGGCCCGUCGGCCAUUCAGCCUUCGGCCAUCCAGCCUUCGGCCAUCAGCCUUCGGCCAUUCAGCAUUUGGCCAUCAGCCUUCGGCCAUUCAGCCUUCGGCCAUUCAGCCUUUGGCCAUCAGCCUUCGGCGAUCGGCACCUUCCAUCAUUCGGAGCGUGCGAUGUCUUCACAUCCCCCCAAUGAUUCGGAAUCGGCCUCCGGCCUUCGGCCAUUCAGCCUUCGGCCAUCGGAACCUUCCAUCAUUCGGCUUUCUGCUAACAUGACAGAAAGAUAUAUAAGCUCUUAUUUAGUAAGCCUUGUUUAUACCAUAUUUGACCAAGCAACUAGAAGCAACUCUAGGCGAAGCAAAGAGUCCCACAUUGGAAUAUUACAAGAAGUGAAGGCUCCCCCUCACCUAUAA
Messenger RNA from Prunus armeniaca (apricot), 1584 nucleotides. The record is from the annotation of a GenBank genome assembly. Lineage: Eukaryota; Viridiplantae; Streptophyta; Magnoliopsida; Rosales; Rosaceae.